Molecule: messenger RNA, 2949 nt
Organism: Phyllopteryx taeniolatus (common seadragon)
Lineage: Eukaryota; Metazoa; Chordata; Actinopteri; Syngnathiformes; Syngnathidae
Gene: nadk2
Product: NAD kinase 2, mitochondrial
Exons: 12
Coding region: 848-2107 (419 amino acids)
Biological process (GO): NAD+ metabolic process; NADP+ biosynthetic process
Cellular component (GO): mitochondrion
Molecular function (GO): NAD+ kinase activity
Source: RefSeq, a predicted model, not a curated record
UGAAAGUACAAGGAUGCUGGCACAUUGUGCUACAUAUUCUGAUAAAACAUUCAAGAAGGGAACAGUUAUUACCUGUCACAGGUCAACGUAUAGAGGGGGAUUUUUUCCAAAGUUUGUGUGAUAGCACAAAAAAUGACUAAAACGUAAACACGCAAAUCGGCUGAGAAAUGAGCCAGUUACGACUUAAUUUCAAUGUCCACGCAUCGCCUUCGAUGGGGACGUCGCCCCCGCCAACAUGGCCGCCACGUCGGCACGUCGGUUAGCCGGGCUGCUAAAUGGCGUGCUCGCAUCUAGUAUUGCUGUAAUACCUGUGGCUGACGCCAUUACGUUCUGGGUUGUCUCACGCUGUUUUGAGUGCCACAGUUGUUUAGGAUUUAGACUUAAGGCUCCGUUGAGAGUGUGGGGGAGGACGCAGGUUUACCGCAAUUUGCGAUGAGAUUGAAGCCAGUCGUUCCAUCAAUCACGGGCCUUCUAAUUUGAAGCAACGUGCUAGCCGUCGAUAGCUUCGUGCUGCUCGUAACGGGCUAGCUUGCUCUCUGGGACCAAGGGCACGAGAACUACUCGGCUAGCGAAAUGGGGCUGUCGUCCACUGUUGUCGAAUGUUAGCGAACUAUUACAAGUCGGUUCUCAGCAAUUACUCUUCGCCCGCGAACUCUGUUGACCUUCCAGACUCAGGCGUGUGCACUCCCAACUUCUUGACUGGACAGUCGCAACUCCCGGUGAUCGAUUGACAUGCCGCGGCCUGUUCGAAAGCGACUCGUAGCACCGAUCGUGAGCGUCACGCGGGCGCAUCUUGCGGGACUUUUAAUUUAGCGUCGUUGUUGUUUUGUUGUGCAUUUCCAAAGUGAUGCCUCGCCGUUCUGCGGUGAAGUUGAUGCGUCGCGUGGCGAGUGCACGCGUUUGCCCGCUCCACACGUCACCGUGCGGCAACUCUUCAACGAAACCGACGGAUGGAUUUCAACCGGGAAAAGUAGCAGUCGUUACCAAAACGACCCGCUAUGAGUUUGAACAGCAGCGUUAUCGCUACGCGGGACUCUGUGAGGAGGAUCUAAAGCACCUGCUCGCUAUGAAGGGUUCCAGCUACAGUGGCCUGCUGGAAAGACACAACAUCCACACAAACAACGUGGAGCAUAUUGUGAAAAGCCUGCAGAAAGAAGGAAUUGACGUUCAAGUGGUGAAAAGGGGUGAAUAUGAUACAGAAGUAGUGCAAUGGGCAGAUGCCAUCAUUUCUGCUGGAGGCGAUGGGACAAUGCUGCUCGUUGCCAGUAAGGUUUUGAGCAAGGACAAACCAGUUGUUGGCGUAAACACAGACCCUGAGAGGUCAGAAGGUCAUCUGUGCUUGCCUGUCAAGUACACUCGCAAAUUCCCAGAGGCACUGGGAAAACUCUGCCGUGGUGAGUUCAGGUGGCAGUGGCGUCAGAGGAUUCGACUGCACCUCGAGGGCACCGGAAUAAAUCCCACUCCGCUCGACCUGCACGAACAGCAGCUGAGCCUGGAGCAGCACAGCCAGGCCCACCGCAUCACCACCAUGGACAACCAGCAGAAGACUGGAACACUGAAUGAAAGUUUCCUCAAGCCCAGUCUUCUCCCCGUCAGGAGCCUGAAUGAAAUCUUCAUCGGAGAAUCUCUGUCCUCCAGGGCGUCCUACUAUGAGAUUUCAGUCGAUGACGGUCCGUGGGAAAAGCAGAAGAGUUCAGGGCUCAGCAUUUGCACAGGAACCGGCUCCAAAGCCUGGUCUUACAACAUCAACAAACUUGCUGAGCAAGCGGUGAAUGAGAUCCUAAAAAUAGGGAAGUGUCAAACGGGCCUUGCUAUUCCACUAAACCUUGAAUUUAUUGAGAAGGUUACUGACAAAUACAACGAGUCGCUGGUGUUCAGUCCUGAAGACAGACGCUUGUUCUUCAGCAUCCGAGAGCCAAUCGUAAACCGAGUGUUCUCCAGCAGCCGGCAGAGAGGCUUUGCCAGCAAGGUGUGCGUUCGCUCGCGAUGCUGGGACGCCUGCAUGGUGGUGGACGGCGGGAGCUCGUUCGAGUUCAACGACGGCGCCAUCGCAACGAUCGGCAUGAGCGAGGACGAUGAGCUCCGCACAGUCGUUCUGGAUAACUGAGGGAAGCCCGGAGCACAUUAUUCGACUGGCUUCCCUUAAAACAAGGGUAAACCACUACAGUACCCUUUUGGUUGGAGUGUGGUUGAAGAAAAAUACUGGAUUUGAACCUCUGCAGGUGUUCCCCCCCCCCCCCCCGCCCCCCUUGGAUUUUAGUCUUCAUCCCACAAUUUUAUGCCGUGUCAUGCCAUGCAACGCUUGACUGAAUGGACACCAGAAGAAUUGUUUUCUACCGUGUCAUCAGUAUGUGUUGAGAUUGGGAGGAUUCUCCGUUCGGACCCUCAAUGAGCACCAGACAAAACGAGGCGGCAACCGCCUCCAUGGCAGUGCGUGACGUCUCGUGCAAAACUCGACCUUGAGCCGGGUGGGAUUUGUGUUCAAAGUGCCCACUACUGUGUGUUGUGCAAUUUGGAUGUUAUAUUUAUUCCCUCUAUUCCCCCCCCCCCCCCCCCCCCAUUCGUUUCUAUUUGGAAGGGGAAAAGCACAUAGGUGAAUUGUUUGAAAAGGAAUUUUUGGAACAUAUUUUUGUAAUUGUGCGAGCAUCAAAGAAGAGUGCACUAAAAAGAGAACUCCACACCAAGAGGAGCAUUUUGCUCCUCGUCUUAGGUCAAAUGUUUCGUAGCAAAAGCAAUAUACUGUUGUUAAAAGAUAUGUCUUUGGAACCAGUGCAUCUGAAAAGGUUGACUGAUUGUGGACUUUUAGUAUCUAGUUUUGAGAUCUGAAAGACUGUACGGUGGGUGUAUAUUAAAUCUGGGAGGGCUUCUACGGAGAUUUUCGGUCUUAGGUUUAUACUGUGAUGUGCAAAGUGCCAUGGGGACGUUUCAUAAAUGGCUCUGAAACAUUGA